UUGGCUAAUAGCAACAAACAAAUAGCAAUAUUUUGAAAUAAUUUUGAGUUAUCUUUGACCUAAGAUAAACAGCGAAGAGCUGGAGAUAUGUCUAAGUGUCGUAGCAUUCAACAAAACGACUUUGGUGUUCGUCAGAAAAACAGCAUCAUGUCGGUGUGUGAGUACAAGAAUUUUUACAACCAAGACAACGACGAGAUCCUCGAGGCCAAACUGUGCAAGCAUUUGGGCAAUGGGCUCCCUGUUAUCAACAAUCUCAGCGAUUUGGUCAAAGAGUUGCGCUUGAUUUUCGAAUGUGAUUCCGUCAAUGUGGAGCUGGUGAGUUUCCUCAUGAAAUCCUACAAGUCCAACCCUGUCGACUGGAAAAAGUACGCAAAAUUUGACCGAUACAGAUACACUCGCAAUUUAGUUGAUAAGGGCAACGACAGAUACAACUUAAUGAUUCUUUGUUGGGGUGAAGGUCACGGUUCAGCAAUCCACGACCACGCCAAUGCUCAUUGUUUCAUGAAGAUGCUGCAAGGGUCCUUGCAGGAGAUCCGAUUCGCGUGGCCUCAGCGAGAAGGGGAGGAACUCAAGGAAACGAAACGGACGCGGCUUAAUCUCAACGAUGUGUGCUACAUCAACGAUUCUCUAGGCUUGCAUCGCGUGGAGAACGCCUCAAACGUCGACACUGCCAUAAGCCUGCACUUGUACUGCCCUCCGUUCAAUAAGUGCUCAAUUUUUAAUAAAAACACGGGGCAGAAAUCGACCGUCACCACCACAUUUUACUCGAUAUACGGGAAGCGGAAUAAGGAGAAUAAGGAGACUGACCAACCUGAGGAUAACUGAAACCAAAGCGACUCUUCUCAGCUCGUUUAUUAUUAAUAAGAAAAUAAUAUAUUUUUGUAAAUUGAAUUAUAAAUAACUCUUCUUAUUAUUUAAGUUUUAAUGAGAAAUAACAAAAAAUAUAUAAAUUGCUAA
Molecule: messenger RNA, 957 nt
Organism: Tribolium castaneum (red flour beetle)
Lineage: Eukaryota; Metazoa; Arthropoda; Insecta; Coleoptera; Tenebrionidae
Exons: 4
Coding region: 88-825 (245 amino acids)
Biological process (GO): L-cysteine catabolic process
Molecular function (GO): cysteine dioxygenase activity; ferrous iron binding
Source: RefSeq, a predicted model, not a curated record